ACUGUAUUUCUGUUCUUUUGUUACUGUUUUCCCUUUUCUUGCUCUUCAAUCCAAACCCCGAGUCGGUGAAAACAAAUGGCAGCCUCUGCAAUUGUGGCGGAACCCAAACCCUCGGCGGAGCCGCCUUUUCCCGCCACAAGAUCCGACCUUGGACAGUACCCGAUGGUGGACCCAACGGGAGCCGAGGAGGACGAUCUGUACUGCAGGUUGAAAUCCCUUCAAAGGCAGUUGGAGUUCAUAGACAUCCAAGAAGAGUAUGUGAAAGACGAACAGAAGAAUCUCAAGAGAGAGCUGUUGAGGGCUCAGGAGGAAGUCAAGCGGAUCCAGUCGGUGCCCUUGGUCAUAGGCCAGUUCAUGGAAAUGGUCGAUCAAAACAAUGGAAUCGUUGGCUCCACUACGGGAUCCAAUUAUUAUGUAAGGAUAUUGAGCACCAUCAACAGAGAGCUUCUAAAGCCGUCGGCUUCGGUGGCUCUUCACCGUCACUCCAACGCUCUAGUCGACGUUUUGCCUCCCGAGGCCGAUUCCAGUAUCUCUCUGCUUAGCCAGUCCGAGAAGCCUGAUGUUACGUACAACGAUAUUGGAGGAUGUGACAUCCAAAAGCAAGAAAUUCGUGAGGCAGUGGAGUUACCAUUGACUCAUCAUGAGCUCUACAAGCAGAUUGGGAUUGACCCUCCUCGUGGUGUUUUACUCUAUGGUCCCCCUGGCACUGGAAAAACCAUGCUUGCAAAGGCUGUUGCUAACCAUACAACUGCUGCCUUCAUUAGAGUAGUUGGAUCUGAAUUUGUUCAGAAGUAUUUGGGUGAGGGGCCACGGAUGGUUCGUGAUGUCUUCCGUCUUGCUAAAGAGAAUGCUCCAGCUAUUAUCUUUAUUGACGAGGUAGAUGCCAUUGCUACUGCUAGGUUUGAUGCUCAAACCGGUGCUGAUAGAGAAGUUCAGCGUAUCCUCAUGGAACUCCUGAAUCAGAUGGACGGGUUUGAUCAGACUGUGAAUGUUAAGGUCAUUAUGGCAACCAAUCGAGCGGACACUUUGGACCCUGCUCUUCUUCGUCCUGGAAGGCUUGACCGAAAGAUUGAGUUCCCUUUACCUGAUAGAAGGCAGAAAAGACUUGUUUUCCAGGUUUGCACUGCUAAAAUGAACCUAAGUGAUGAGGUGGACUUGGAGGAUUAUGUUUCUCGACCAGAUAAAAUUAGUGCUGCAGAGAUUGCUGCAAUCUGCCAAGAAGCUGGAAUGCAUGCAGUUCGCAAGAACCGAUAUGUCAUACUUCCCAAGGACUUUGAAAAGGGUUACAGAACAAAUGUGAAGAAGCCUGACACUGACUUUGAGUUCUACAAAUGAAGAGAUGUUGCAGUACCAGAGACACUUUCGAGUUCUGAUACGUAUUACUUGCGAACAUUUGUUUCGAUAUGGAGCAUGGUAGUGGUAGAGUGUGUAGGACUUGAGAGUAGAGCCACGCCAUAUCCUGAGUACUUUUCAAUUGGGAAAAAGAGAACGCUAUUAGUGGAGUACACUUUGGUGCAAACCACUACGGGUUGGUAGAAGUUUGUUUUCUAGAUGAUUUUACUUAAAUUUCGCUGAUGUAUAAUCAAUCCAAACUUGCUUUAAUGUAUGUGUUGUUUUAUGGACAUGAAAUCUUCACUUUUUUUUCCUA
Gossypium raimondii (Peruvian cotton) is the source of this 1648-nucleotide messenger RNA. RefSeq names its product 26S proteasome regulatory subunit 6B homolog. Gene Ontology annotation, molecular function: proteasome-activating activity; ATP binding; ATP hydrolysis activity. Gene Ontology annotation, cellular component: proteasome regulatory particle, base subcomplex. Gene Ontology annotation, biological process: proteasome-mediated ubiquitin-dependent protein catabolic process. The record is from RefSeq and is a predicted model, not a curated record. The transcript has 6 exons. Lineage: Eukaryota; Viridiplantae; Streptophyta; Magnoliopsida; Malvales; Malvaceae. The coding region runs from base 76 to 1335 and encodes 419 amino acids.